AUGACUAGCGAAUAUUGUGUUCUACCCAAGAAGCGGAAAAUCUUGAUCGUGUACAUCGCCACAUUAGCAGGCUCAUUGGGCCCCAUCGCCGGCAACAUCUACGUGCCCAUCCUUCCACAACUAGAAAAUGUCUUUGCGGCAUCACGAUCAGCCAUUGCCGGAACAGUCUCGGUGUUUAUGGCGGUAUUUGCAUUUUGUCCCUUGAUAUGGGCAUCGUGGGCCGACUAUGGCGGGCGCAAGUUUUUGUACAUUUUGCCCUUGUCCUUUUUCAUCAUUGCCAAUGUCUUGUUGGCGUCGGUGCCAGCCAACUUGGUCUCGCUAUACAUUUUGCGCGUGGUGCAGGCGUUUGGCGCUAGCAGUGUCAUGUCUGUUGGAGCUGGCAUCAUUUCAGAUAUCAUUGAGCCGAAGCAUCGCGGCAAGGCCAUUUCGGUGUUUAUGUGGGGGCCGCAAUUGGGUCCCGUUUUGGGGCCCGUGUUGUCCUUGAUUGCCAUUGGCGACUGGCGAUGGGUCUUUGGGUUCUUGGCGUUGCUUGGCUUUGUGGUGUACUUGAUGAUUUUGUUUUUGUUGCCGGAAACAUUGAGGUUCUUGGUUGGCGAUGGCAGUUGUCUUGGGAAAGGGUACUUUGUUCAGCCGCGCAUCCAGGAAAAAGUCGUUGAAGGGUAUUCGCGGCCGCCUAAGCCUAGCCUCGUUGGAUACUGGGAACUUCUUAAGUAUCCGCCGGUGUUACUAUGCUCUAUCAAUUCGGGCAUCUUGUUUGCUACGUUUUACGGGGUCAUGGUCACUUUUGCCAGUGUGUUGCAGGACCAAUACCAUUUCACCGAUGUUGGAACUUGCUUGAGUUAUUUGUGCCCCGGCACCGCCUUGAUUAUAGGGUCGACGAUUGGCGGGUGGCUUUCGGAUCGACUCGCCCUGAGAGCUAAAAACUAUGUCCCCGAGCAUCGAUUCUCGAUUCAGAUUGCGGGGCUUUUGAUCUCAAUGACUGGUAUCCUCGGCUAUGCAUGGACAGUGGAGAAAAUGGCACCCGUGCACCCUGUUUUUGUCUUUACAUUUCUCGCGGGGUUUGGAAUGACGUGGGUGUUUGUCUCCACCACGACUUAUCUCACUGAAACAAGUCCGUCCCAGCCGAGUGCCAAUGUAGCGAUUGGGAACUUGAUGAGAAAUAUGGCUGCUGCAAUUUGCACUGCCAUUGUGGAUAUAUUGAUUGACAAGAUGGGGUUUGGUUGGUGCAUGACUGGAUUGGCGCUACUUGAUCUAAUUGGGAUAUGCUUUGUUGCCAUAUUGUUGAAAUGGGGCCCUAGAUGGAGGGCUAAAAAGACGGAGCCGUCUGAAUAA
Lodderomyces beijingensis is the source of this 1332-nucleotide messenger RNA. The record is from the annotation of a GenBank genome assembly. NCBI's taxonomy places the organism in Eukaryota, Fungi, Ascomycota, Pichiomycetes, Serinales, Debaryomycetaceae.